GUUUGGAGUACGACGAGGACGUGCCUCGGGCGACUGUUGGUGGCGUGUGCUUGAGACCUGACGGUCAGUGCGAGGUUUUUGGCGCUGCGGUCCCCGACCGUGUCUUGGAGAACGGGCAGGGCACAUCACUUCAGCUUGAGUGGAGGGAUUUGCUUUUACUCCUUGAAGACCCGCUGGAAGAUAAUUUCAUGCUGUGGGUUGCACGUGUGCCGUCGUCCUCAAAUGUGGCAGACCACCCCAGCAGGGGGUCGAUCAAAGAGCUCGAGUUCUUGAAGCCUUUCAAAUGCGUCGAGCCUGUUUGUCCUGUGACGAAACUCCUUCUCAAAUCCACAAUUUGCUAA
This is a messenger RNA of Cladocopium goreaui, 341 nucleotides long. The record is from the annotation of a GenBank genome assembly. NCBI's taxonomy places the organism in Eukaryota, Dinophyceae, Suessiales, Symbiodiniaceae.